Molecule: messenger RNA, 1329 nt
Organism: Cygnus olor (mute swan)
Lineage: Eukaryota; Metazoa; Chordata; Aves; Anseriformes; Anatidae
Gene: HSPB3
Product: heat shock protein family B (small) member 3
Exons: 1
Coding region: 794-1243 (149 amino acids)
Cellular component (GO): cytoplasm; nuclear speck
Source: RefSeq, a predicted model, not a curated record
CUGUGCUCUGCUGGAAGCUGUGAAACAUGAACUUUCCCUUUAAUUUCCCCUGUGCUCUUGAGUCCGACUCCCUGACACACUGCAGAAGACUCUGCUGUGUUUGUAGGUCACUAAGACUGCAGGGUCAGCCAUUAGCCACCCCCUUUCUAGGCAGGGAUGAUUGUGUUUCCUUCCUCCCUCCAGUAAGGCUGUUCACAAAGCCCAUAUUUCACCUAUGAACAACCUAAGCAACAACAUCUAAUGCAUUUGAUUUUAUAAUUCACCUAACCUAAAAUUUACUCUGUUCCUACUGUCAAGCUACUUAAACUUUUUCCCUUUGUACAGUACAAUAACUUUGUAUUUCAAUUAGAAGAAAUACGGUUUGUAUCUAUUGCAAUGUAUACCUUGGAAAAAUUGAAUCAUUAAAUGUCCAUUUAAAUAAAUGAGUCUUUCACAUUAUAUGUCUGCUCAUUAUUCACAAGAACAAACAGCACAGUAUUGCAAUAAACAGCAGUGCCUUACACUUUUGCUUUUACUACUUACGCAUGGAAGCUGCACAUGUGAAAACUGUUACAGCCACUGAAGACCCUAGCACUAUAAAUAGUGCUCUAUUGUUAGCAGAUAGGAGAUGAAACGAGUCUCACUGAGCAUGGCAUGUCCGAUUAAGCGUUAAGCUCUCCCUGCCAAAAGUGAGAGGCUACAUCAAGUGAUCAACGAGCCUGAGGGUAAGGCACAUGCCUGGGAAGAGUUCGGUCUGACUCCAUAGCUUCCCUCAGGCAACACAAACGCAGCAACUUAUCUUUCUGCCUCAGCAAUGGCAGAAGCUGUUAUAAGACACUGGGUGGAAACUCCUGUACGCUAUCAAGAGCAGUUUGCUGCCCAGGAGCUGGAAGCACACAAACUGGAUCACUCUCUGUAUGCUUUGCCGGGCCCUUCUACAGCAGCACUGAGCAACAGAAGGCGAAUGGUAGAAAGUACAGCUGGGGCCGAGACCAGUGGCCAGGAGCACGGAAACACAGGCUUUCAGGUCUUGCUGGAUGUUGUGCAGUUCCGCCCUGAAGAUAUCAUCAUUCAGACUUUUGAAGGCUGGCUCCUGAUCAAAGCUCAGCAUGGACCCAGGAUGGAUGAACAUGGUUUCAUAUCGAGAAGCUUUACCAGACAGUACAAAUUGCCUGACGGAGUGGAGAACAAAGAUUUGUCUGCACUCUUCUGCCAUGAUGGCAUUUUGGUUGUUGAAAUGAAGAACUCGGUGGAAAUGAAUUAGAACCUUGUCCAUAGUUUAUUGGUGAGAUAAAAUUAUUCUUAAUAUAACAAGACAAUAUCAUUCAAGUAAUGCUGUAGAGUGUAGAA